AAAUGUUAGCUAGUGUCAUCAUCAGCAUCGUUGUGAAGACGCACUUCUCUGAAGAAUGGGGAUAUUUCCAGAACUCGCCUCGUGGAGUUGCUGUGAGGUUUAGAUGCGGUAAGGCAGGUGUGGGCAAGAGCAGCUUACUUUUACGAUUUGCAGACAAUACCUUCUCAGGCAGCUACAUCACCACGAUUGGAGUGGACUUCAAGAUUCGGACUGUGGAGAUCAAUGGGGAGAAGGUGAAGCUGCAGAUCUGGGACACAGCAGGGCAGGAGCGCUUCCGCACCAUCACCUCCACGUAUUAUCGGGGGACCCAUGGGGUCAUUGUGGUUUACGACGUCACCAGUGCCGAGUCCUUUGUCAACGUCAAGCGGUGGCUUCAUGAAAUCAACCAGAACUGUGAUGAUGUGUGCCGAAUAUUAGUGGGCAAUAAGAACGAUGACCCUGAGCGGAAGGUGGUGGAGACAGAGGAUGCCUACAAAUUUGCAGGGCAGAUGGGGAUCCAGCUGUUUGAGACCAGUGCCAAGGAGAAUGUCAAUGUGGAAGAGAUGUUCAACUGCAUCACAGAGCUGGUUCUCCGAGCAAAGAAAGACAACUUGGCGAAACAGCAGCAGCAACAACAGAACGAUGUGGUGAAGCUCACGAAGAACAGUAAACGAAAGAAACGCUGCUGCUAAUGCCCCAGUCCACUGCAGAGACUGCACUGCGGUCCCUCCCCAGCCCGAGGCCCUCGGAGGCUCCUCGGGGGGACAAUCUCAGUUUAGUGCCGUUAUUUAAAGAAUUCUCUCCACGUUUUUGUAUUGGGAGGCGCCAUCGGCACUUCCUCCCUUUUCCCCCUCAGAGUGCCAAGAAGGUGUUGGAGGAGCCUGCCCUUCCCCACUGGUGCCCUCUCUGCUGAGGCGCCUGGACAUGGUGAGGACGCUGCCAGCCGAGCGACUGAUUAACGAGUUUGUACAUAGUGUAUAUUGCUUUAACCAGCUGCACACCUUCGGCCUGCUCUGGCUUUUGCCUCCUUACUGCCAACCUGCUGCAACAGACCCUCCCCAGCCCUCCUAGCCCAUCUCACCGCCAGCAGCGCCCUGAGGAGCCAAGUCUUUGAUCAUUCGGGGCCCAUGGAGUGUGUUCCACAUGGCUCAUUCUACCGUACAACUGCUCUGGGAGAUGGGAAACACAGCUUUGAUGCAGACCCUGCCCUCUGCUGGCCCCCAGCCUUCGGUUCCACAGAGGAAGUCAGUCCUGCCCUUUUGACCAACAUGUUUCUUGUCCUGCCUUCUAGAUGUCUCUGCUACAAAGCCAGGGGAGCCAUGCCUUUUUAACUUACCAAGCAUGUUUCAGUUCCAGCAGAAAGGGAGGGGUAUACUUGUUCAGAGAUGGAGCUUGGAGGAGAGAGCAUUAUUUUAACAUAGAAGACGAAGCCAAAUCAAAUGAAUUGAGUUCCUCACAAUUAUUUUAAGAUUUGACUGGCUCAGUAGCAGAAGUUGCAACUGUCUGACUUUGGGUUCAGUGCUUUUAGAAAAAGUGCAUGGCUUCCUAUCAUUGUGGAGCUAGGCUUCCCCUUAUCUUGGGAAGGAGGGGCCUUGCACCUCUGUUCCUGUGGGCCCAGAGCCUCCCACUGGAGUUAGUCUGCAGUGUAGCACCAGGCACCUCUGAUGCUGGGGCUGGAGCCAAGGGCUGCUGGACUAUGGAGAAACACCUCCAAGCUGGGAUGAGCAGCUUUGUAUUACUGACGGAACUGUUUUAGUAUGGAAGUGGUAGAUUUCUUAGCUGGUGGGAAGAAGUGGCAGUGGGGUGGAGGCAGCCAAUUUAGAGGCACCCCAAUCUCCUGGAGGUAAAAACCAGGGCAAUCUGCAUUUGAUUACUUCCCCCUUCCCCCAGGACACUUUGUUCCCUUUCCCCUAAAAGGAUCACGUAACUGGGAAGAACAGAUUUGGACAUCAUGAUGUGUUUUAUUAGAUUUCUUUUCCUAAGCGAUUUCCAGGCACAGUCCUGAUUGGACAAUCAUCACAGAUCACUGCAAUUUUCCAUGUUAACACUGUGGAUGGGUUUUUAAAUCAAUAAAACUGGGGGUUUCUUCUCA
Nannospalax galili (Upper Galilee mountains blind mole rat) is the source of this 2071-nucleotide messenger RNA. RefSeq names its product RAB35, member RAS oncogene family (gene Rab35). The transcript is spliced from 6 exons. Bases 3 to 671 code for a protein of 222 amino acids. The record is from RefSeq and is a predicted model, not a curated record. Lineage: Eukaryota; Metazoa; Chordata; Mammalia; Rodentia; Spalacidae. Gene Ontology annotation, molecular function: GTPase activity; GTP binding. Gene Ontology annotation, biological process: endocytic recycling. Gene Ontology annotation, cellular component: plasma membrane; endosome membrane.